GAUCAAGGCAUGUCAAGUGACGCACUGCACUGCCUGAAUUAUGUGGGUGUGUUGCUUGUUGUUGGCUAUGAGUGUGUGUGGCGGUCUCGAAGCAAGCUAUCUUUGCUAGCCUGUUAGCUAACAUCAAACACACCCGCAAGCGAGCGAAACAAAAAGCUGUCAACAUGGCCUUGAACGCUUUUUUAGAACUACACCUAGCCACUAAUCAAAGACGUUUCGUAUAAGUUACACCUGAUCUGUUCCCGGACACCCCCCUUGUGACCCCCCUGUCCUCUGGGCGGGCCGGCCCCGCUCUGCCGAGGGCCCGGAGGCGCAGCAGCACUGAGACUGCAGCCAGGCCCCGGCCCUCUGGCUCCUCAGCCCCCCCCAGCAGAGGCAGCAUGGAGGUGGGUAUGCGUGUGGUGCGUGGCUUAGACUGGAAGUGGGGGAACCAGGAUGACGGCGAGGGCCACGUUGGCACCGUGGUGGAGAUCGGCCGGCAGGGCAGCACCACCACACCGGACAAGACGGUGGUGGUGCAAUGGGACAGCGGCACGCGCACCAACUACCGCACUGGUUACCAGGGCUCCUACGACCUGCUGCUCUACGACAAUGCCCAGAUUGGUGUACGCCACUCAAACAUCAUCUGUGACAGCUGUAAGAAGCACGGCAUCAUGGGAAUGCGCUGGAAGUGUAAGGUGUGCUUUGACUACGACCUGUGUACGCAGUGCUACAUGAACAACAAGCAUGACCUCGGCCAUGCCUUUGAGCGCUACGAGACUGCACAUUCGCAACCAGUGAGCUUGGCACCGAGGCAGAACCUCCCACGCAUCAUCCUCAGAGGAAUCUUCCAAGGCGUGAAAGUAGUUCGUGGACCUGACUGGGAUUGGGGCAGCCAAGACGGAGGGGAAGGCAAGGUUGGGAAGGUAGUGGACAUUCGUGGCUGGGACACAGAGUCUGGCCGAAGUGUGGCCAGUGUCACAUGGUCCAAUGGCACCACUAAUGUCUACAGAAUGGGUCACAAAGGCAAGGUGGACCUCAAAUACGUAUCAGACGUCCAGGGAGGCUUCUACUACAAAGACCACCUUCCAAAGCUAGGAGAGCAUGCUGAGCUGCAGAGGCAGGAGAGUGCAGACAGCCACAACUUCCAGCAGGGAGACAAGGUGAAGUGUCUCCUUGAGGUGGACAUCCUCAGACAGAUGCAGGAGGGACAUGGAGGGUGGAACCCUAAAAUGGCUGAGUACAUCUGCAGGAUCGGGACGGUCCACAGGAUCACAGAUCGGGGGGAUGUCAGAGUUCAGUACAGCAACAACAUUCGCUGGACUUUCCACCCUGGGGCCCUCACUAAGGUGAAUACUUUUGGUGUUGGAGAGCUGGUGCGAGUGCUGGAGGAUAUGGACAACGUAAAAAGACUUCAGACAGGCCACGGAGAGUGGACUGAUAGCAUGGCACCUGCUCUGGGCCAGGUUGGCAAGGUGCUGAAGGUUUAUGCGGAUGGAGACCUUCGAGUGGCCUUCGGAGGCCAGACCUGGACCUUUAACCCCGCGUGCCUCUCGGCCCAGACCCUGGAGGUGGACGCUAACCUCAUGACGGCCGAGAACCCCAUCGAAUCCGGAAACACUGUCAUCUCAGUCCUGGAGAAGCUACUGUCCCAGUCCACGGAGCAGGACAACCCCAGCCGGCUGGUCAUUGAGGCGGCACAUGGUAGUGCCAACAAAGUCAGGGAGCUGGUCCAGAAAUACCCCGACAAGGUGGAUAUCAAGAACCAAGGGAAGACGGCCCUGCAGGUGGCCGCCCACCAGGGUCACAUGGAGGUGGUGAAAGCUCUGCUCCAGGCCAACAGCUCCAUCGAGGUGAAGGAUGAAGAUGGAGACACUGCCCUGCACUACACGGCAUUCGGGAACCAGGCAGAGAUUGCACGGCUGCUGCUGAGCAAGGGGGCCAACGUCAACCUGCUGAACAACUCCAUGUGCACGGCCCUGCACAUCGCCGUGAACAAGGGCUUCACCGACGUGGUGCGCGUGCUGACCGAACACUCGGCCGACGUCAACCUCCAGGAUUCGUACGGUGACACACCGCUUCACGACGCCAUCGCCAAAGACUUCCGGAACAUCAUUGAGAUUCUGGUGGUGGUCCCCAGCGUUGACUUCACCCAGCAGAAUAACCGAGGCUUCAACCUGCUGCACCACGCGGCUCUUAAAGGCAACAAGCUGGCCACUGAGAAGAUCCUGGCCAGAGCACGACAGCUGGUGGACGUCAAGAAGGACGACGGCUUCUCAGCUCUGCACCUGGCGGCCCUCAACAACCACAGGGACGUGGCGGAGAUCCUCAUGAAGGAGGGCCGCUGUGACGUCAACAUCCGCAACAACCGCCACCAGACGCCCCUGCAGCUGGCGGUGACGCAGGGCCACGGGGACCUGCUGCAGCUGCUGGCGGCCGAGGGGGCCGACGUCAACGUGGAGGACGAGGACGGCGACACGGCCAUGCACGUGGCCCUGAGCCGGCCGCAGCUGGCCAACGCCACGCUGGCCCCCGCCGCCACCGCGCCCCUCGCCAUCCCCGCCACCACUACCAACACCCCCCCGGCCCCCCUGGGGGGCGAGGGCUCCUCCUCACUCUACUGCCGGUUGAGUGGUUCGGGGUUGCUGGGGAACACAGAGCUGAGCGUGGGCGCUGCCAUUGCCUGCUUCCUGGCGCAGGAAGGCGCCGACAUUAACUACGCCAACCACAAAGGCAAGAGUCCAUUGGACCUGGUGGCAGAUAGCGCUGUGCUGCAACUCAUCAAGAACUUCUCCGAGAAGCACAGGUUGCAGAGGCUGCAGGCCAUAACGUGUGGCCAGGGCCUGAGCAGUGGCAGUCUGCGGCGGGUCCACACCACACCCAACACCAUGACCAACCUGGCCAUGCCCGCCCCUCCAGGGCCCAGCGAGUGCCUCAUCUGCUCUGAGCUGGCCCUGCUCAUUCUCUUCUGCCCCUGCCAGCACAGUGUCGCCUGCGAAGAGUGUGCCCAUCGAAUGAAGAAAUGCAUCAAAUGCCAGGUCACAAUCACCAAGAAAAUAAGACAAGACCAGACAGAGGUGGACUGCAGCCCGGUCUCUGAGAACUCGGAGCAGCACAACCUGCUGGAGCAGCUGCAGUCUCGCUACCGGCAGAUGGAGGAGCGCAUCACCUGCCCCAUCUGCAUCGACAACCAUAUCAAGCUGGUCUUCCAGUGCGGACACGCCUCCUGCAUCGACUGCAGCGCCGCGCUCAAGACCUGCCCUAUCUGCCGGCAGACCAUCCGGGAGCGCAUUCAGCUCUUCGUCUGACCUUUGACACCCCCCCCCCUCUCCUAUCGCCCAUCCAGUCUUCUUUCCCACCACCCCCCCCCCACCCCACCCCACACACACACCACCACCCGUUUCUCAAAGGUCCCUUCUCUCCCGCCCGUCAGUUGAGUUGUGAGGGACCACGUGGGUGACUGGUCUGUGGGCGAUGAUAUUCAGCCAUGCUAGCGGCCGUCCGCGUUCCCCGUGGCGAGUAGCGUUCCGUCACCUGCGCUGCGUCCCGCGGAGCGGGUUCUCGUAAGUUCCCACUUCGUGUUGUGUUUGAACUAGUCUUGGGACAGGAUACCAUCACGCUGACUGCAUGGACAAAAGGGUUGUCCCCUCUUGACGAGCGACUGCUCCCAGCUGUGGAGCGGGUUGGAUCAUGUGAGGAGACGGUGACGUGCUCAUCCCUUCUCUCUCAUUGGUGCCCAAGGAGGAAGUCUCUCCACCAAUAGGGUGGAAGUCCCUCCCAGGUGAGGCUGUCUCCCCACAUUCUGAUCCCCCCCUCCCCACCUUUGCUGCUUAAAGUGGAUGUCUCUCCCCCCCCCUCCCCACCUUUGCUGCUUAAAGUGGAUGUCUCUCCCCCCCCCCCCCCUUCCCCACACACACACCCGUCUGUCUUGCCUCCCCUGUUUACAAAGCUGCAGAGAAACAGUCUGAUGUCUACCCCCCCCCCCCCCCCCCCCCCUUGACUCCUGUGAAUUCUGUUUGCUCUUGUUUGUAUCAAGCUCUUUGUAAUCAGUGUUAGUCUCUGGAGAGGGUGAUGGUAUAACUAAAGGCUCUAUGUAUAGUCCUUUCCCUCUCGUCUGUAUGCAAGGGGAAACCCUUUAUAUGCAUGAGUAUAUGCAUACUGUAAAGCUGAAAAGACUUUGUGUGUUGUGGGUUUUUGGUUACAUUUGUGGUUCUAUGUAAUGGUAAUUAGUACAUAUUUAUUUAUGUCUGAAAGGUGUUUCUAUUUAGCAAUGUCAUAUUUUUUAUGUUUGCUUGGCAACAAGGAUUUUUCUGCUUAAACGCACCCCAAGCCUAUGUCUUCUACUCAGGGUCUAGAAUCAUUGAAAGCACUUGCAAAACUGCAAAAGGUUGUGAAACGGUUUAAAAGUCAACCCCCUUUUUUUUACAUAUAGAGCUGUCCAGACAAUUUUGGUGUGCGUCCACCAAAGAAAAAGUUGUUUAACUCAACAGAAACAAACACAAACGUUGGUUCAAUGGCAAAAUCUUCCCAUCUAGCUCAACCUUCAACCUUACCUUUAAUGCUUAGUUAUAAAAUGAAUGUUUAUCAUAUUAUAAUGGUUUCCUUUAUAAAUAGUGCAAGUCAUUAUCCUUACACCAUCACUCAGCACAUAUAGAGCACUGCUUGGUUUUGUAGCUUCUCCGCUUCACAUCGAAAGCAUGAUCUGCGACCUCUGAAGCCUGAGGGGGUGUCUGCAGUCCUGAGUGGGCUACAUGGGAAGGGUGCUAGCGUCAUCUUGAUAACCCCGCUCCACUCAGCCUCAGUUGGUGCAGAGGUCAGAGACCUCAGGUCAGCUUCGGACUCUUUGUCUGGAGGCAGAUGGGCUCGCUGCAUGAAGGAAAGUCACCAUAACCACUAAUGAAAACAGAAUAGAAAGGAGUACAAGACAACACGGUGGGAACUCCAACAAAGCAGAGCCAAACAUGUCAUUUUGGUUCAUCAAAUCAUAAAGGCGAAUAAGGCCAUCGUUUUUCUUUUUUUGUCGGAUGUUUCGAUGUAUUGUAAACAUUUAAAAUUAGAAGGACAGGAAUAAUUCUUGUGUGUUGCAUCUAUAGUUAACGUCCCGCAUCCUUGUCAAGCCUACUUAGAUGUCCUUCCUCUGUCCACUUUUUUGGCAAGCAUUUUGGAUUGUAUUUCAUUUCAUUCUUUGUAAUAUUUAGGUUGUUUUCAGAAGGGCUUAUGCAUUUAAGACAAAAUGGUAUCUAUUUUAUUCUAUUUAAUUUUUUCUAUUGUAAACUUCCAGAGUGGGGUUUUUGUAGAUCCCAGAUUUGGGAGAGCCAAUAUUAAGAUGUACAUUUGAAUGUCAGAAAAUGUAACCUGUUUUACUCUGCCUUUUUGUGGAAAGGUUGUGAAGAUUUUCAUGAGAAGGAGACAGCGAGGGAGAGAAAAAGGAAGGUUUAUUGCGAAGGUUUACUCGCUAGAGGUACCACUGCACCAGUGCCAAAUUUGUAAAAGGAUGUGCACAUGCCUGCACGCCCUAUUACUAUGCUGAACUGAGCCUAUACAAGGUUAAAGGCACUAAAACUAAGUAAUUAAAGCACAUCAGUUAAACUGGUGGGUCCCAUACUUGGCUUUCAAAUACAUUGGUCCUUUUCUCUCUAAAGACAGUCAGCUGAUUUGUCCGUUGAGCAGUAGAAUGACUAGUGUAUGAGGGUUAAUACUGCUUAGAAAGUUGGGAUGACAGUGUGUAGUUUUAACAUCCUCUGUGUCCAUCCAGCAGAGGUAUCAACGUAUCAAACCAACACAGGGACACAGUCAUGCUCACCCCGACUUACAACAGAUGUCUCCCAACAGUUUUCCAAAAUCCAUAUAAUCAAUCCCAUUUUUCAUUUUUGUAUGGCACAUAAAGAAUUUAAAAAAGCAUUUCUUAUGCCUGGUCAAAAAUAACUAGAGAUAAUUUUCAAAAUUAUUUUCUGGUGCUACAAGGUUGGUCAAGCAAGGAGAGUGUGCACAGGCAAUAAUGUUGAGAAGAACUUGGAGGUUUGAGGUUUUUACAAGAGGAUUGCAUUAGAAAAAGCAUUACAUAAAAUACUAUUAAAGCAACAAUGUUACUAUUGGUGUUUGUACAGUACAGCUCUUGGAGUGCUCAUGUUGGCCUUACUGUCCAUUCCUCCUUUUGUUUUUUGUUUUUUCAGUUGUAUUCUGUACUAAAAUAUUUUGCAAUAAAUAUGGAACUGUUUUAUAAGGACA
Messenger RNA from Hypomesus transpacificus, 6207 nucleotides. RefSeq names its product MIB E3 ubiquitin protein ligase 2 (gene mib2). Gene Ontology annotation, molecular function: zinc ion binding; protein binding; ubiquitin-protein transferase activity. Gene Ontology annotation, cellular component: cytoplasm. The coding region runs from base 381 to 3287 and encodes 968 amino acids. Gene Ontology annotation, biological process: protein ubiquitination. The transcript has 19 exons. The record is from RefSeq and is a predicted model, not a curated record. NCBI's taxonomy places the organism in Eukaryota, Metazoa, Chordata, Actinopteri, Osmeriformes, Osmeridae.